This is a messenger RNA of Gregarina niphandrodes, 1200 nucleotides long. RefSeq names its product s1/P1 nuclease. The coding region runs from base 1 to 1200 and encodes 399 amino acids. Lineage: Eukaryota; Apicomplexa; Conoidasida; Eugregarinorida; Gregarinidae. Gene Ontology annotation, biological process: DNA catabolic process. The transcript has a single exon. The record is from RefSeq and is a predicted model, not a curated record. Gene Ontology annotation, molecular function: nucleic acid binding; endonuclease activity.
AUGAAGAUUUUGGCGGUGUGUUUUGUAGGGGCACUUGGGUGGUGGGAUGGUGGACAUACGUUGGUUGCAGCGGUUGCGAAGCGUUUAUUGGAGCAGGGAGGUGCGAGCGAUGUGAUUGCGACAGUGGAUAACAUGUUGUUGCGUGAGGCGUCGGUCUGGGCUGAUUAUUCUUCGUUGCCACGUGUAGCGACGUGGGCUGACAAGAUUAAGGAGACUACAAGUGAGCGCUGCGAGGGGGAGACGCGGUGCGACGGGAACGGAGUGUUUAGUAACAUCCACUUCGUAGACCAGCCGAUACGCUUGUACGGGCCUGAUGAGCAAUUUGAAGAGGCGACCUGGACGAGUUUGCAGGAGACAUUGUUACAUAACGUUAGUUAUGUGAAUGGGUAUACGACCUUGAAUGAGGCGAUGAAGGUCGUAAUCAAUCCGGAUGGCGGAGUUUUGGAUGCGAACCGUGGGACGUUAUGGUCUCAAGACCUUGCCGUUCGCCUCAUUACACAUCUGGUGGGUGAUCUGCACCAGCCUUUGCAUGGUAUUGCCCUGUUUGAUCCCGCCCUUUGUGGCGCCACAGAUGACACAGUGCCGUGUACCCAAAAUGAUGCUGGUGGAAAUGGUAUCGGGCUAGAUUGGACUAACGUUAAGAAUUACAAGGCCAUGGCUGAUUCGAUCAAUCUGCACGGGCUAUGGGAUUCGAUGUGCCAAUACGCACAGUGGGAUGCCACGGACCUAACGCUUGACCAGAUUGAUGACGAAGCUGACAAACUGAUUGCAAGGUUCCCCACGCAAUUCUUUAAAGAUAAGAAGGUCGACCUAGGCUGGGACUGGGAGACCGGAACGGAAACCGUUCUGCACGAAGACCUGCUUAUUGCCACCUCAGGCAGAGUAGAAGACCAACAAAUCAAGUUUGGCGAAAACGACCACGCGAGACUGUAUCCUUCUACUAUGCUCGUUAGUACACCAAACAGCGACGGUAAGAAGAAUCUGACUCUCGCACUUACGGACGAAUACAUCGACUGGUGCUCCGAACUGAGUCAGGAGAGAGUUACACUCGGCGGCUACAGACUUGCGGCCGUACUCAAACAAAUCGCAGUGUCUAGACCUGAUGAACUCGCGUUUGAACCCGCCAGCGCCAGCCACGCAACCAGCACCGUUGCGCUUACGGUACUAGCCCUGACCAUGACCACCGUCGCGGCCCUCUAA